CUGCGUGAACAGAGACCUGUCCUCAUGUCUGGUCCAGUCAGCAUGGAGCUGUCCCCACCACCCUCAGGUCUAGAAGCAGAAUGUGAGACACUUUUCACCAAAGGCUCCCUCCCUUUCCUGCAUGAGCUGAUCUCCACAUUUGAUGAAGAGGUGGAUCAAGUCCUGCGGUUACGCGUGUCCAGAAAGGCCCAUUUGGACCUUUCAGCUGACUUGCCAAGCUUUCUGGAGAGUACCACACAUAUCAGGAAAGACCCAGCCUGGAGGGUGUCCCCGUCCCCCCCGAGGCUCCAGAGAAGACAUGUGGAUAUCGGGGACCUGGCUCCCUGCGACACCCAGCGCUUCAUUAAAGCUCUGCAGUCACCAGCACAAGGCAUACAGGUUGACUUUGAUGAUGGGAACUGCCCUACAUAUUACAACCAGGUCAAAGGCAUUCACAACGUUGUUAAGGCGGUUCACAACCAGUUCCCCAAUGUUCCACACAUAUCUCAGGCUCCAGUGCUGAUGCUUCGCCCUCGUGCCUGGAACAUGGUGGAGCACAACAUGAUGGUGGCAGGGAAGGAGGCUCCCGGUCCUCUCUUUGACUUUGGACUCCUCAUGUUCCACUGUGGAGAGACACUUUUUGAAAACAAGAGUGGACCCUUUUUCUACCUCUCAAAAGUGGAGAGCUUCAUGGAGGCCAGACUAUGGAACAAGAUAUUUGUCUGGACACAACAGAAGUUGGGCCUUCCACUGGGCAGCAUUAAGGCGACGGUGCUAAUUGAAAAUAUAUUAGCAGCAUUUGAGAUGGAGGAGAUUCUCUACGAGCUGCGAGACCAUUCAGCAGGACUCAACUGUGGCAUCUGGGAUUAUUCAGCGUCCUUUGUCAAUAAGUUUGGUCACCGACAGGCCUUCCUGCUACCCGACCGCAGUAAAUAUGUCAAUAUGGAGAAGCGUUUCCUGCGCAGCUACAUGGACCUGUUGGUUCAGACGUGUCACCGGAGGGGAGCGCUGGCCACAGGAGGCAUGGCAGCCCUGCUGCUGCCUCAGGACCCGCUCCGUGACUCCCACAGCAGAGUGUUGGCUACUGUCACCAGACUGAAGUUGCUGGAGAUUCAGGCUGGUGUGGACGGUUUCAUGGUGUAUGAUCUGAGCUUGAUUGAGCCCAUGCAGAAACUCUUCAAGCUCCACACUGAAGGCCAUAACCAGCUCCAUCAGCUACGCCAUGAUGUCACUGUGACUCCUGAUGACCUACUGUCCAUGCCUUUGGGAGGAGUCACCCUUUACGGAUUGAAGUACAACAUUGCAGUUGGUGUCCUCUUUGUUAAUGCUUGGCUAUCAGGUAGAGGCCACUUUUUCUACAGAGGCCAGGUCGAAGAUUCAGCCACAGCAGAGAUUUCCAGAUCACAGGUGUGGCAGUGGAUCCGUCAUCAGACUCAGCUGGAGGACGACAGCCGGGUGGUGAGCAGGCGGCUGGUGACUGACCUCAUCAAAGAGCUCAUGAUGGAGCUCAGGGCUCUCUGUCACUCUGUUAGGACUAAACAGAGGUUACACACAGCAGCAGACAUGUUCCUGGAAGUGGUCCUAAAGAGAGAUUUCCCAGAGUUCAUCACCACCUACUUAAUUCAGGAUCACACCUUUCUCAGCUCCCAGAACUCUGAACAGGUGGAGGCUCUGAACACAGACUUGCUCCAACCCAAACUGUGAGCGUCCAGCUGGAGGACUACUUCCUGUCCUCAACACACUUUGAGGACAUCACGUGUGACUUUUAGUGAUUGCAAUGGACAUUUUUCAUUCUUUUUUUUAAGAUCUGAGCAGAGAGAGUUUACCUGAACCUGCUGAUUUCAUCUGAAAUCACCAGAAUCCUACCUGGUGGCACCGAUGACAAGCAUUAAGAAUAACGAUAUAUAUAUAGAGAAUAAUUCUUAAUUGCAGCCAUGUAUGAAACUGUGGCUCAGUGCGGGUUAAACUCACCUACUUUAAAGAAGUAGACUAGAUACUGAAGCAGCCAUGGAUUUGAUGGCUUUCUGUAUUGACUGCAGCAUCAGCAGGUACUUCUCUGGAGGAACAAGGAAAUCCAAACAAAAAUUGAGUUCAUUUGAGUCAGUAAUGAUAUACAAAUCAACUUUGUUUUGUUUUUUAUAGUCACAUGUGUACACAGCACACAAAGUGAAAUUAAGCCUCUGCAUUAAACCAUCCUAUUAGGAGCAGUGGGCAGCUGCUACUGUACAGCAUCCGGGGAGCAGUGUGGGGGUCCAGUGUCUUAUACAGUGUUAGUGCCCAGGAGGCAAACUGGCAUCUCUCAAACUACCAGUUCCCGCUCCGUAACUGGUCCAUGCGAUAACUUGAACCGAUGACCAUUUAGUCCCCGCGGACUGAGCUGCUGCCCCCCUAAAAAAUGCAACAUUAGCCAGCCAGAGGACACUCAUGGUUUAAAACACAAACCAUGUAAUAUGUUUUCUAUUUUCUGUUAAAUAUAUAUAAACAUUUAAAUGAAUAUGCUUACCUGGCUUUAUAUUUGAACAAUGAAAUGCAUGCCAAGGUUGCAAAACUGUUGACAGGACAUGACAAACUGCAGUCAUGGUCAUUGUUAUACAUUAUUGAGCAAAA
Messenger RNA from Anoplopoma fimbria (sablefish), 2586 nucleotides. RefSeq names its product ureidoglycolate lyase (gene ugl). Gene Ontology annotation, molecular function: malate synthase activity. Gene Ontology annotation, cellular component: cytoplasm. The record is from RefSeq and is a predicted model, not a curated record. Gene Ontology annotation, biological process: glyoxylate cycle. NCBI's taxonomy places the organism in Eukaryota, Metazoa, Chordata, Actinopteri, Perciformes, Anoplopomatidae.